Westerdykella ornata is the source of this 1076-nucleotide messenger RNA. RefSeq names its product kinase-like protein. The record is from RefSeq and is a predicted model, not a curated record. Lineage: Eukaryota; Fungi; Ascomycota; Dothideomycetes; Pleosporales; Sporormiaceae. Gene Ontology annotation, biological process: protein phosphorylation. Bases 101 to 1072 code for a protein of 323 amino acids. Gene Ontology annotation, molecular function: protein serine/threonine kinase activity; ATP binding. The transcript has a single exon. Gene Ontology annotation, cellular component: EKC/KEOPS complex; cytosol; nucleus.
CUCACAAGGACGAAGCCAGCUCCCACGCCUCAGUAAUAUACCUCCCCCGUACAUCCGUCCUGCCUGUCCGCCGCUACCAAUUGUGCCAAUCACAACCGCCAUGCCACCAGAACCCACGACCGACAACCCCUCCACCACAUCCACAUCAACAUCCCCCUCCGAACAACUCCUCCAAGAACAACAACAAGAACAACAACAACAACCCCAGCCCCAAACCCACACCCACCACACCCUCCCACCCCCCUUCACCCACACGCCCACCCCGCUCAUCCCGCUAACCCAAGGCGCCGAAGCCCUCGUCUACCGCACCACCUUCCUCACCCCCUCCACGCCUGCCAUCCUCAAGUACCGCCCCCCGAAACCCUACCGCCACCCGACGCUCGACCGGCGCCUGACGAAAGCGCGGCUCCUCGCCGAAGCGCGCGUGCUGGUGCGGUGUCGACGCGAGGGCGUCGCUGUUCCCGCGGUGCUGGGCGGGGAUUGGGAGGCGGGGUGGUUGUGUUUGGAGUUUGUGGCGGGGGAGACGGUGAGGAGGGUUUUGGAUUGGUGGGUGGAGAGGGAGGGGUGGAGGGUAAAAGGGAAGGAGGGAGAAGGAGAAGGGGAGGAGGGAGAGGGAGAAGGGGAGGAGAGAGAUGAAGCGAUGCUGGACCUGAUGCGCAAGAUUGGUCGCGCGGUGGGGAAGUUGCAUACGACGGGUGUCGUGCAUGGCGAUCUGACGACGAGUAAUAUCAUGUUGCGCCCUUCUUCUCCCUCCCCGCCCACCUCUACCUCUCCCAAUGCAUCCCCCAACGUCGACGAAGAAGAGGAAGACGUAUCCGCCUACCUGGCCGGCACCAUCGUCCUCAUCGACUUCGGCCUCGCCGCGCAGUCGCUGCGCCAGACACAGGAGGAGGAUCGCGCCGUGGAUCUGUACGUCCUGGAGCGCGCGUUCGCGGCCACGCAUCCGACGGCCGAGAGGCUGUUUGGCGAGGUGUUGAGGGCGUAUGGGGAGAGUUACCCCGGGGCCAAGGCUUCGUUGAGGAGGUUGGAGGGGGUGAGGUUGAGGGGGAGGAAGAGGAGUAUGCUGGGGUGAGGGG